AUGGCAAAUUUUCCUGAAGGAUUUAUUGCUCCAGACGGAGGCUGGGGAUGGAUGGUGGUCAUAGCAUUUGCUGUAGCCAAUAUGAUAAUAGUUCCACUAAUCCGUGGAUUUACGUUGAUUUACAAAAGACACAUUUGCUGCCAUUGGAAUGUCAACAACAAACGUAUCUCAAUUGGGUUCAGCCUUGCACUUGCAUCAUAUUCCUUGGCGUUAAAUACAUAUUUCAAGAAGAGGCGACAUAGAGCUGCCGGAAUCGCAAUGACCAUAACGGGUAUUGGCCCAAUUUUUGUCCCGCAUAUGAUAACAUAUUUUGUCCAAAAUUAUGGUGCUUUAGGUUGCAUGUUGAUAUUUGGAGCGAUUGCGACUCACACAUUUGCAACCGCUUUACUUUUGCAACCAGUUAAAUGGCAUAUGAAGAAACAUGAUUCUUCUCAAAAAAUUAAAGACUUUCCAAAAGAUAUUAAGCAGGAUACUUUAAAAAAUUGCGAGAAGAAACAGAAAUUGUGUUCUGUUGUUAUUACAAAGGAAGAGAAUUCUAAAGAAGUUAACUCAGAACCGAAAAUGGUGGACAGUAUUUGGGAUGUAUUUUUAUCUGAAGAAGAACAUGAGUAUUUGGAGAAGAAAAAAAAUAAAGCUCCAAUAACGAGGGCAACGAUGGAUGGAGAGUUACAAAUUGGAGAUCAAAGUCUACACCCAUCCCUAAGUGCAAUUUCUAAAGAAAAAAGUCAUUCUGUCACAUUGACGAAACUUACAAGUCUAUUGGAGAGUCAACCAGAUAUGGUACAAAGAAAGUAUGCCAGCCAACCAAUUAUUUAUAAUGAAGAUAUAAAAAAUUAUGACGACCGAGAAAAAUCGCAUAGAAUAUCAGUCGUUAUGGAUUAUUUAGGAGAUGAUAAACUGAACACAUAUAAUGAAUAUGAUGACAGAAAUGAAACUGAAACAAGUAAAUUAACCGGAGAAAAUAAAAUACAAACAAUUUGCAUGGAGAAUGGCACAGCAAUAGUAUCCAAAGAUCAACUUAAAAAUUCAGACAAAACAACAUGCUGUGAACAAUUUACUGAAAAAGUAGUUCAGUUUUUCGAUUUGAAGCUGCUCGCAGAUCCAACAUAUAUUGUGAUAAUGAUAGGAAUUUCUACCUCAAUUUUUUCGGAAAUGAAUUUUUCGAUGCUGACUCCUUUUAUUUUGGGCGAUAUGGGAUUAACUCGACAUGAAAUUGCUUAUGUCAUGUCUGUGAUUGCUAUUUCUGAUAUUAUUACCAGAUUUAUUUGUCCAUUCAUUGGAGACUACUUCAAACAGACGCCGAGGAUGAUGUUUAUACAUAGUCUUGUCAUAUUGAUUUUGACUAGAACAGGUAUUGGGCCGAUUUUUGUUCCGCAUAUGAUAACAUAUUUUGUCCAAAAUUAUGGUGCUUUAGGUUGCAUGUUAAUAUUCGGAGCGAUCGCGACUCACACAUUUGCAACCGCUUUACUUUUGCAACCAGUUAAAUGGCAUAUGAAGAAAGAUGAUUCUUCUCAAAAAAUUAAAGACUUCCCAAAAGAUAUUAAGCAGGAUACUUUAAAAAAUUGCGAGGAGAAACAGAAAUUGUGUUCUGUUGUUAUUACAAAGGAAGAUAAUUCUAAAGAAGUUAACUCAGAACCGAAAAUGGUGGACAGUAUUUGGGAUGUAUUUUUAUCUGAAGAAGAACAUGAGUAUUUGGAGAAGAAAAAAAAUAAAGCUCCAAUAACGAGGGCAACGAUGGAUGGAGAGUUACAAAUUGGAGAUCAAAGUCUACACCCAUCCCUAAGUGCAAUUUCUAAAGAAAAAAGUCAUUCUGUCACAUUGACAAAACUUACAAGUCUAUUGGAGUGUCAACCAGAUAUGGUACAAAGAAAGUAUGCUAGCCAACCAAUUAUUUAUAAUGAAGAUAUGAAAAAUUAUGACGAACGAGAAAAAUCGCAUAGAAUAUCAGUCGUUAUGGAUUAUUUAGGAAAUGAUAAACUUAACACAUUUAAUGAAUAUGAUGAUAGAAAUGAAACUGAAACAAGUAAAUUAACCGGAGAAAAUAAAAUACAAACAAUUUGCAUGGAGAAUGGCACAGCGAUAGUAUCCAAAGAUCAUCUUAAAAAUUCAGACAAAACAACAUGCUGUGAACAAUUUACUGAAAAAGUAGUUCAGUUUUUCGAUUUGAAGCUGCUCGCAGAUCCAACAUAUAUUGUGAUAAUGAUAGGAAUUUCUACCUCAAUUUUUUCGGAAAUGAAUUUUUCGAUGCUGACUCCUUUUAUUUUGGGCGAUAUGGGAUUAACUCGACAUGAAAUUGCUUAUGUCAUGUCUGUGAUUGCUAUUUCUGAUAUUGUUACCAGAUUUAUUUGUCCAUUUAUUGGGGACUACUUCAAACAGACGCCUAGGAUGAUGUUUAUACAUAGUCUUGUCAUAUUGAUUUUGACUAGAACAGGUCUUAUAUAUUGUGAUACUUAUUACGAAAUAUUAUUAUGCGCUCUGGGUCUUGGAAUAUCCAAAGGAAUUCGAGUAGUCUAUACUGGUUUGAUCAUACCAGGUUAUGUUUCUCUGGAAAGAUUACCAUGUGCAUUAGGUUUACAAAAUGUAUCAAAUGGUAUAUUUGUAUUAGCAUUUGGACCACUUCUAGGUGUGAUACGUGACUAUUCUGGAUCUUAUACUAAAGUAUUGAUUUUCUUAAAUACUGCAGUUCUUCUUAUUAUUGUGAUAUGGGGUAUCGAGAGCCAAUGGAAAGCAUCCCGAACCAAAAAACUUUCCAAAAAUGAUAUUGUUAUACAUGAAUAA
Ctenocephalides felis (cat flea) is the source of this 2778-nucleotide messenger RNA. RefSeq lists its product as uncharacterized. Gene Ontology annotation, molecular function: monocarboxylic acid transmembrane transporter activity. The coding region runs from base 1 to 2778 and encodes 925 amino acids. NCBI's taxonomy places the organism in Eukaryota, Metazoa, Arthropoda, Insecta, Siphonaptera, Pulicidae. The transcript has 13 exons. The record is from RefSeq and is a predicted model, not a curated record. Gene Ontology annotation, biological process: transmembrane transport; monocarboxylic acid transport.